Messenger RNA from Chaetomium fimeti, 1219 nucleotides. RefSeq lists its product as uncharacterized. The transcript has 2 exons. The record is from RefSeq and is a predicted model, not a curated record. The coding region runs from base 247 to 981 and encodes 244 amino acids. NCBI's taxonomy places the organism in Eukaryota, Fungi, Ascomycota, Sordariomycetes, Sordariales, Chaetomiaceae.
CUCAACCCUGCCGCCUCCCACGAGUCGACCCUACCACUCGGGAAAGAUAUAAGGACUCUUCAUCCCACCAGCUUCAUCCCAACCUCACACUCCACACACAGCUCGACUUCCAUCGCCUCUUCUGUCUUGUUCCUUUCUUUUCUGUAUUGGUCCACUUCUAUACUUCAGUAAAGGCUACUUUCCAGACGUCAACGAACCUCCCUUCCACAUAUUUUAACCUCCUCAAAGAGACAUCAACCCAGCAUCAUGGUUUCUGCUACAACAGUACUCUUUGCUGCCCUGGCGGCAGUGGUGUCUGCUGCUCCCGGGUGCAGGCCACCCCUUAAAUAUACCCUCCCCAAGAUCGGAGGAGGCGAGGAGCUUGCCGCGCCGGCCGCCGGCCUCGUGGUCAAGAAGAUUGCUCUCGGCCACGGCAUCCAAAACUACACCUGCGAAUCGUCCACGGCCGAGAGCGCUGCAACUGGCGCCGUCGCCAUGCUCUACGAUGUCACGAGCUUCUAUCCGGGAACAAGAAACAGCGGCAUCAGGCCGGAUCUCUGGGAUAACCUGCCCGCCAAUCUGCUCUGGAGCAAGCCCGUCCCGCUCAACAAGCUCCCCGGUUCCGAAUAUGGAGCCGACCCGGACACGCCCUUCCCCGACCCCACCGACUUGAGCGUCGAAGGCGUGCCCGCUGCCAAGUUCCUCGGCCACCACGUCUUCGACAUCAACAGCAUCCCCGUGUUCGACCUCUCCGCGGCUGGCCUCACGGCGGCUGUCAAGAAGAUCGACGGGAAGACCGCGCCCAAGAACGCCGACAAGGGCAUCAUCGGCACCGGCGCCGUCGCAUGGCUGCAGCUCGACGACAACGGUGAGGGUCACUCCCAGGGCGUGAGCUCCGUCUUCCGUGUCAUCACCGCCGGCGGUGCUGCCGAGCCCUGCUCGGUCGCUGGUGCCGGUGUUCAGAGCGUGCCAUACGCCACCUACUACUGGUUCUUCGGGUAAACGCCCAUGAUGGGGGAGCCCGAUUUUGAGUCUGCGCCCGAGCGGCGUGGGAAAAGGCACAUGACGCGGCACGCGUUGGUUGAUAUUGGGGCCAAGAACGGAUUUGGGGUUGCCGACGAGGCGGGUGCGGGAACCCCUUACUGUGCCGCCAUCCCAACCCUCGAUUCGGGACGCCACUCAGGCUUAUUUUUAUCCAACCACCCAACACCUCUUGAUCAUCUCAUGCUCGCCAUCAUCC